AUGAAACUGUUUUUGAGGAAUUUGUUUCCACCUGCAAAAGUAGAAUUAGACGAAGAGAUCCCUAAUGCUGAAAAUAUAUUCAAAGAAGUGGAACAGAAACGGAAAUUAAUAAAUUUGGGAAUUGAAGCUUUAAAAGAGCGCCAAAUUACUUUUAUUUUUGAUAUCGGAUUCAGUAUCAAUAUCAUCAAACUUAAACUCCAAAAUUCUCAAGAACCCGUAAACAGAACUAGACCAGACUUUACCAUGCAAAAUUAUCAAAUUAUGAAAUCUUCACUUUAG
Molecule: messenger RNA, 279 nt
Organism: Scutellospora calospora
Lineage: Eukaryota; Fungi; Glomeromycota; Glomeromycetes; Diversisporales; Gigasporaceae
Source: the annotation of a GenBank genome assembly